AUGAGCAAGGAUGACAACGCCAAUCACAUCGCAGCAGGGCAACGUCAAACAUGAGUUGAGAAAUUCAGGAUGAUUUGGCCAUUAUAGACUAACAUUCUGUGGUACCCUAUGCCUGGGACAUUAGUUGUUUUUUAUCUAUUUUUUCUGUGCAAUCCGAUCGGGUAUCAUUCAGGGAAGAAUAUAAUGUCUAGAAUAUUGCACAGUCAUGGUGAAGCGCUAGAACCGGAUAGCCAUGCCGCGGGUAAAGAAGACUGGGAAUUUUCACUCUGACCAAAUUCAUGCUGUUUUUUGAAAAGGACUGAGUCGCUUUUUUAAUGCUGCUUCCGAUGUAACCUACUGUUGGCAGGAAGAACUGCGUGGCUGAAAAAAUACUGACACGUGGAUUUAUCGUCAAACUCAAGGCGAUCCGUCUCUAAUCACCCGUGCACUUUUUAUCACACGGCAGUAACAUUAUGGAUUGGCCUACACGGUAAUCGAAAGGAAAUGAUACAUCGGUAUCAUCGCGAACAUCGAACAAGCGUUUAUUUUUGUCGACUUUCUUCACUCAUUCCAUAGCCUACUGCGCUUAAUUGUAAAGUGCAGGAGACAGCAAAUCAAAUCGUAUACCUCUUUCGUUGAAUGGCAAUUCUGCAAAAACAUGGAAAGAACUCUAGUCCAGAUUUGGUCUGCCUCAAAGAAAAAACCACAGACAAAACCGGGGUCGCUGGAGGUCAUCAGAAGAAGUGGAGUGAACCGAAUACGUAUUGGCCAAGACCCCUGGCGCGGGUAUGGACGGUGGUGCUACUGCUGGGGACCUGUCUGCUGUACUGUGCCCGCGUGGCCAUGCCCAUCUGUGCCGUUAGCAUGGCGGAGAAGUUCAACUGGACCAAGAGGGAUCAGGGCAUGGUGCUGGGUAGCUUCUUCUGGGGUUACUGCUUCACACAGGUCCUGGGAGGCUACGUCAGCGACAGGGUUGGAGGUGAGAAGGUGCUCCUCCUCUCUGCGGCGGCCUGGGGGGCGAUGACAGCCUUCACGCCCGUCCUGGCCCACUUCUGCUCUCAGCCCAUCUUCUCCAUGACGCUGGCCCGCUUCCUUAUGGGGCUGCUGCAAGGUGUCCACUACCCGUCUCUGGCCAGCCUGUGUUCUCAGAAGGUGGUGGAGAGUGAGAGAGGAUUCCUCAUGAGCACUGUGGGCAGUGGCUCCUACCUGGGAACACUGGUGAUUGGGGGGGCUGGUUCCCUCAUGCUGGACCUGUAUGGUUGGGAGAGCGUGUUCUAUGUGUCAGGCAUGCUCUCUGUCCUCUGGGCGUACUGCAUGUGGAAAUACCUGCUCAAAGGGGAAGGACCUAUCAUCACAUUGGAGUCACUGGGUAGUGGAGGGCCCCAGUCCAAACUGUCCAGGAGACACUGGCUGCGCCUCUUCAAACAACCUGCUGUCUGUGCUGUGAUUAUUACGCACCUUUGCACGGCAAGCACCUUCUUCACAUUGUUAUCAUGGCUACCAACGUACUUCAAGGACACCUUCCCUGAUGCCAAGGGUUGGGUGUUUAACGUUAUCCCGUGGUUUGUGUCCAUCCCCUCUUCACUCUUCAGUGGCUGUCUCUCUGACCACCUCAUCAGCAAAGGUUAUGACACAGCUGCUGUGAGGAAGCUUAUGCAGUUCUUCUCCAUGGGUGUGUCCAGUGUGUUUACCCUCCUACUGUGUGGCACCACCACCUUCCCCUUGGCUGUGGCCUUUGUCUCUGUCACAAUGGGUCUCACCACCUUCAGCCACAGUGGUGUGUCUGUGAACGUUCAGGACCUGGCUCCGUCCUGUGCUGGGGCUCUGUUUGGUGUUAUGAAUACCUGUGGAGCUUUUUCAGGUGUGCUGAUGGUUUAUUUCUCGGGGUAUCUGAUCGAGGCUACAGGGUCGUGGGCAUCUGUCUUUGCCCUCAUCACUGUGGUGAACCUGGUGGGCCUGGUCACCUUCCUGGCCUUCGCUGAGGCUCGCCGGGUCGACAUCGACUCUUCCAAGGGCCGCUACCACAACAUCCACAUCUAAAUUCAUACGUUGGGAUAUGGGAACCACAGCUUGCUACCACAACAUCCACCCAUGAAACUGAGGGGCCAAAACGGGACCAGGUUCAGCACUAUCCACAUCUGAGUCCCUCAAAUAGGACCAGAAACCACAUCUGUCUACCACAGAAUGCACACCGGAGUCUUAACUAUGGGAUGAGAAGAGAGAGAACCUUGGCUUGUUAAACGUAACGAAACGUCCACAUCAGAAUUUGAGGAAGCGAUAACAGAAGUGAAUGAGUCAGCCCCAGAGCUGUUUGAAAAGCAGCAUGUCAGGUCAUCGUGCUACAACAUAUUAUCUAUAUUGUUUAAAUCAUCUUUCUAGUCAAGUGUUUGAAUGUUUGAUCGUCAGCCGUCGUUGGGCUGGGAUUGUGGAGUAGUAGUCAUGGAAACUGGUUUCACACCCAGGUCUGUGUCUAUGUUGGAGAAUGACAGAUGUUUGAGUUGGUUUAGUCAGUUUGACAGUUGUAGACGGAGCAGGAUGUGUGUUUGUGGUUGUGGAGAGAGGCGUUGCUCUGGUGAGAGUAUGGGGAAUGUAGACUGAACAAGAAAGGGUUGUUUGGGGAGGGGGGGGCACUAGUAGGUGAGACUCAGUCCCUCUCCCAGCCUCAGACAUGACAGUGAGUGACAUCUAAUUAGAAGGGGACUAAUCACCCAUAAACCCACUCUGAUGUUCUAUACAAUUGAUCUGCCAUCGUCUUCAUAUCCAUGGUUACAUGCUCAUCAUCUUGUCAGUGUGCCUCACUGCAUUAUGUUUCAUCUCAAGCUUUUACAGAGAGACUGUAGCCUCAACAUACACUUAGCUAGAAGGAUUUGUUUUGUAUUAAAUUAAGAAGACCUAAGGUUAUUAUUCUUAUUUUUAUGAACAUAAUUGCAUGACAUGUUCAAAUACAGAUACCUCAAUCAUAUAGAUUUUUAAAAUGUCUUUAAUUUAUAUUAUGACUUACAGUAUAUAUCAAUUAUGUUGUCAAUCCAGAAUGUAUGUAGAAAGAGACUCGGUUGAGAUUUUGUCAUAUUUGCUGUGAGUUUGGGCACUUAAAGGAGACUUGGUUGUUGCAGUUCCCCACAGCUGAUGAGGCAACCAACUGUCAUGUAAUAGAUGGUUCCCUGUUUGUUAUGGUUACUUCAUAGUCUGGACAGGAUGUGAUGUCAUUGGUGAGGAAAUCCAACUGUGACAAGAAGUGAAUGUAUUACGGUGUAAAGCUUUAUCAGCCACAGUGGGAUACUGACACAGUAGGCUUCUAGUAGCUGCUCCGUCUGAGUCAAAAUACAUGUGCAGUUGAAGUAGGAAGUCUACAUACACCUUAGCCAAAUACAUUUAAACUCAGUUUUUCACAAUUUCUGACAUUUAAUCCGAGUAAAAAUGUCCCUUCUUAGGUCAGUUAGGAUCACCACUUUAU
This is a messenger RNA of Oncorhynchus gorbuscha (pink salmon), 3433 nucleotides long. It is a transcript of the gene slc17a9b, whose product is annotated as solute carrier family 17 member 9b. Bases 619 to 2019 code for a protein of 466 amino acids. The transcript has 13 exons. The record is from RefSeq and is a predicted model, not a curated record. NCBI's taxonomy places the organism in Eukaryota, Metazoa, Chordata, Actinopteri, Salmoniformes, Salmonidae. Gene Ontology annotation, biological process: transmembrane transport. Gene Ontology annotation, molecular function: transmembrane transporter activity. Gene Ontology annotation, cellular component: membrane.